AUGGCUUCCUCCUACAAUCACACCAGCCCCCAGGAUGUGUGGUAUUUCCUGAUCGGAAUCCCAGGACUGGAAGGUUUGCACUCCUGGAUCUCCAUUCCUAUCUGUUCUAUGUACAUUGUGGCCGUCGUGGGCAACAUCUUCCUGAUCUUCCUGAUCAUGACUGAGCACAGUCUCCAUGAGCCCAUGUAUCUCUUCCUUUCCAUGCUGGCCUUAGCGGACAUCCUGCUCUCGACAGCCACGGCCCCCAAAAUGCUAGCUAUCUUCUGGUUCCACUCCACAAGUAUAUCCUUUGGUAGUUGCGUGUCCCAGAUGUUCUUCAUACAUUUUAUCUUUGUGGCAGAAUCUGCUAUUCUCCUGGCCAUGUCCUUUGACCGCUAUGUGGCCAUUUGUUACCCACUGAGAUACACCACAAUCCUGACCCCCUCAGUCAUUGGGAAGAUUGGCAUAGCUGCUGUGGUCAGGAGCUUUUUCAUCUGCUGCCCAUUCAUCUUCCUGGUGUAUCGACUUAGCUAUUGUGGGAGAAACAUCAUUCCCCAUUCCUACUGUGAGCACAUGGGUAUUGCUAGACUGGCAUGCGACAAUAUCAGUGUCAACAUCAUCUAUGGCCUAACAGUGGCCCUUCUUUCCACAGGGAUGGAUAUAGUGUUCAUCAUUAUGUCCUACACCAUGAUCCUCCGCACAGUGUUUCAGAUUCCUUCCUGGGCUGCUAGAUUCAAGGCCCUGAACACGUGCGGUUCCCACAUCUGUGUCAUCCUUUUGUUCUAUACUCCAGCUUUCUUUUCUUUUUUUGCCCAUCGCUUUGGAGGUAAAACCAUCCCCCGCCACAUCCACAUCUUAGUGGCCAACCUCUAUGUGGUAGUUCCCCCUAUGCUCAACCCCAUCAUUUAUGGGGUCAAGACCAAACAAAUUCAAGAUCUAGUGAUUAAGUUAAUCCACAUGGAUGGCUAG
Messenger RNA from Tupaia belangeri chinensis (Chinese tree shrew), 948 nucleotides. Its product is annotated as olfactory receptor 52Z1. Lineage: Eukaryota; Metazoa; Chordata; Mammalia; Scandentia; Tupaiidae. The transcript is spliced from 2 exons. The record is from RefSeq and is a predicted model, not a curated record. Bases 1 to 948 code for a protein of 315 amino acids. Gene Ontology annotation, molecular function: G protein-coupled receptor activity; olfactory receptor activity. Gene Ontology annotation, cellular component: plasma membrane. Gene Ontology annotation, biological process: G protein-coupled receptor signaling pathway.